Molecule: messenger RNA, 1122 nt
Organism: Bombyx mori (domestic silkworm)
Lineage: Eukaryota; Metazoa; Arthropoda; Insecta; Lepidoptera; Bombycidae
Product: serine protease 55
Exons: 3
Coding region: 1-798 (265 amino acids)
Biological process (GO): proteolysis
Molecular function (GO): serine-type endopeptidase activity
Source: RefSeq, a predicted model, not a curated record
AUGGACAUUAGGACUAAAUCGAGAGAACUUGUUUUUAAUUACAACAUUCUUUAUCGUUCGCAUCCGUCGUUUGUCUUCUGUGGAGGAAGCAUUAUCGGCGAAUAUAGAGUAUUAACCGCAGCACAUUGCUUCGAAGGAAACAAUUUUUACUACGCUCAUAAUCCGAAGCGCUUGCGGCUCGUGGCUGGCGAAUUGAAGAACGAACUUAAGCAUUCCGGCGAAACGGAGACCACAAAUAAAAUACAAUGGCGUAAAAUUGACAGCGUAGUUCUACAUGCAGACUUUCUUUUCCCUUCAAACGACAUAGCUCUCGUGUUCGUCGAGGAACCGUGGAAUUUCUAUUUGAAUGCAGAUUUUAUAAUACCGGCAUCCAAAACGAAAAAUUAUCAAAAUACUUGUAAAUCAGCUGGAUUUGGUAAAGUCGGCCAUCGAUCUAAAGAUGGCGUCUCACCUAUUCUCCUUUUGGCGCCAAUCAGAGUGUUAACAUUAAAACAAUGUUCUAUUUAUUGGGAGAUGACGAUGAAUAGCUUUAUAUGCACCGACUCGACGGUCACGGACGUGGCCAUGGGAGAUUCUGGGGGUCCACUAGCUUGCAAGAGGACAGGUGAUCCCGUCGAAAAACCGGGAAGGUCUGUAUUGGUCGGGGUUGUGAGUGGCAAAAAUUUUGACAAGACAACCUUGUACACAAGAGUUUCAGAAUACCACGAUUGGAUCGAACGCAACCCCGCCAUCAAAUUAAAUAUUCAGUAUUAUAUUCUUGUACUAUUCAUAAUUUUAAUAUAUCUUUUGUUUUAUUGAGAGCGACCGCGUCGUGAAACAAGAUGAAUGAAUUCUGUAAAAAAGAAAUUAAUAACUCCCUUUGCAUUGGACGGUCCGGUUAUUAUUCUAUGUAAAACAGCUCACCAGAGACGCCUUGGAGUACAAUUUUUAAUUAUGAUAAGAAAACUUGAUUAACGAAAUGCAAAGACAGUGGAAUGUAUUAACUUGAACUUAUUAAUUCGAAUUAUUCCGGCUCGUUGAAGUGUAUUUUGUAUAUAUGCAAAUACCGUUAUGCUUAGUAAGAAAAAAAUCUAAUAUUAUCAGUUAUUCAAAAACCAUAAAAUAUAUACAGCUUCUAUACUU